AUGGAGUCCCCAUCUUCAGUCAGCACCCGCAUCGAGGAGAAUGAACCGAACUGGCAAUAUGGCCCUCGUGCUGCUAAGAGACGCAAACGAGCCUCAACAGCAGGUGCAUCGAGACCUUCUCCUCGUGAGAUUGGCUUUAUGAGGGAAUCUCAGAAUUACGGAUCUGCUACUUUCCUUGGAAGCUCUAGUGGUAUUCACUUUAUUAGACAUGUAUACAGCGCUUUUGCUCGUCGCUCUGCCGACUUGCAGCAGAAUCGAGCCCGGGAUAGAAGCUCUGUGCCAGGGGAAGAUGAUCGCUUACGGCGAGGCUCUGGCAGCUCUCGUGAUACAGAGGAGAUUUGGUUAAAAGAAGAGUUGAGCUUUGCACCGAAUGCCUCAUUUUCCUUCGAGAAUUUAGUCAAUUGGACUCGCUGCUACUUUGAAAACUGGCAUCCAAUAUUUCCUUGUCUCCAUGCACCAACGAUCCUCAAGGCCAUGGAAACUCUCAGCCACCAAGGUCUAUCAGGUGCCAGUCGACUCGAUAUGAUCGUCAUCCGCUCUCUCGUUUCUAUAUCCUUAGCGGAUAGCCGCCAAGUAGAAGGGCCUGAAGCAAAUCUCGGGCCGGUGCCGGCCACUUUGGUGUUUCAGUCUGUUAAUCAUGUCAUGCAUGAUAUCCAGAACCUCCUGACAGAGCCCACAACAAUACCGCUACUACAAGCUGCAUUCUGCGCCCAGCUUACACUCACAUCCCUACUACGUCUUAACGCGGCUUCUCGGGUGGGCGGUGUGAUCACGCGCACUGCAUUUCAUCUGGGCUUGCACCGCUGUCCAGGACGGUUUCCAUGCUUUAGCAGCCAAGAAGUCGAUAUUCGCAGGCGGCUGUUUUGGUCAAUCUAUUCUUUGGAACGCUAUCUGUCACAGGCCCUUGGGAUCCCGCUCGGCAUCCGAGACGACGAUAUUGACGUCUGCUACCCAGGCGAGGAAAGACAUGCUACUUUGACACCGGAAGCGUUCCAUAAUCAACGACUACGACUGCUCUGCCAUCUGGCAAAAUUUUCGAGGAUACGGGGAUUGAUUCUAGAGCUUCGCAAUAAGUCCAUUUUGCACAGCCAUGCUGGCACCGUGGAAGCAGCGCAUGUCAAUGGCGAGCUAUCUCAAUGGUGGAAUGAAGUGUAUGACGACGUCAAUUCCAUUGAGGAUCAUGCAGAUACGGAACCUGGACAAGAUCCAGUCCUUGCUCCAUACCACCGACUGCUGCUCAUUGUCCUGAGACAUGAAGCCAUCAUAUCUAUGAACCGUCCGCUGCUUGCCGCUGAAAAGCCGAACCCGGAUUACAAGAAUGCCUUGCAGACAUGCAUUGCUUCUUCGCGGUCUUUACUUACAGCAUUAAAUAAAUAUAUGUCGUCUGCGUCUGAUGCACCACUCACGUGGCCCUCCUUUACGUGGACGACAUGGAUGGCUUGUCUCAUCCUGCUGUAUGCGGCAUGGGAAGGGGAGUUCCCAGUUGCAACCGCACUGAGAUAUGGACGAUUGGGAAUUUCUGUGUUGCAAAAUCUUGCAUUGCGUGGAAGCGGCUGGCCUGAAACAUGCAUCGAGGCAAUAAGAAGCAUGGAGUCAGCUUUGUCAACCAACCAGUCAAGUGGGAAUCAUGAAAACGCCACAGGGAUGGCUCUAGAUGACAGAAACGCUCUCCAACAUCGCCCGGGAACUCCAGGAAAAGGCACAGCAAGAGCGAUGAAUGGAUCACAAAUCCAAAAUAGAGGUCAUCAGUCCGCCGGAAUCAACAUGACACCCGGUCGAUCAACUCCCCCAGAAAAUGCAAAUGCAGAUUACCAGGACGUCUCACCAUCCGUGGAUACACAGCAGUUCGAGCCACCGACAGGUUCUGCUCUGCGAGGCGUUGACCCAGGAGAGCAAUACAAUUCGGCAAUUUUCUCAACUCCGAAUCCAGGAAUUGGGAUGGAUAUGAACCCGAAUGAUGGUACGCACUGGAAUGGACAAACAUCGGCCGGCCUGAUAUUUGGGAACAUGGUAAAUAGUAAUGCUGCAUUCAAUCCUGGGAUUCUCGGACAGGAUAUUCUGCCCUUUUCCGACCAAUCUCUUGUCAUGGGAGAUUUAUGGAGUGUGGCAGAUGGGCCUUGGAUGAUUCAUGGAAACAUGUUAUGA
Penicillium cinerascens is the source of this 2145-nucleotide messenger RNA. Its product is annotated as CeGAL family transcription factor. The transcript has a single exon. Bases 1 to 2145 code for a protein of 714 amino acids. Gene Ontology annotation, biological process: DNA-templated transcription. Gene Ontology annotation, molecular function: zinc ion binding; DNA binding. Lineage: Eukaryota; Fungi; Ascomycota; Eurotiomycetes; Eurotiales; Aspergillaceae. The record is from RefSeq and is a predicted model, not a curated record.